This is a messenger RNA of Linum tenue, 1916 nucleotides long. The record is from the annotation of a GenBank genome assembly. NCBI's taxonomy places the organism in Eukaryota, Viridiplantae, Streptophyta, Magnoliopsida, Malpighiales, Linaceae.
AAAGAAAUAAAUAGAAAAUUAAGCCUGUAAAAAACUUAAUUUGAUAAAUAAUAGAAAAAAGUUUUAAAAAACCACAAAUUCUAAAGUGGGGAACUCCCCGCUUUAUAUCUCCGCCACACUUUUCCCCCCCAAUUUCCGCAUACCCUCCAUUCCUGCCCCGAUCACUUCAUUUUCUUUCUCCCGCAAUCAACCGCCGUUUUUCGUCUCUUUCCCCAGAAAAAAAAAAACAAUUACAAGUUACGAAAAAAACAUGAGAGAAAUCCUUCACAUCCAGGGCGGGCAGUGCGGCAACCAGAUCGGGGCCAAAUUCUGGGAGGUGAUCUGCGACGAGCACGGCAUCGACCACACCGGCAAGUACAGCGGCGACUCCGAGCUCCAGCUCGAGCGCGUCAAUGUCUACUACAACGAGGCCAGCGGCGGCAGGUACGUCCCCCGUGCCGUCCUCAUGGAUCUGGAGCCCGGCACCAUGGACUCCGUUCGAUCCGGUCCUUUCGGCCAGAUCUUCAGGCCCGACAACUUCGUCUUCGGCCAGUCCGGCGCCGGCAACAACUGGGCCAAAGGCCAUUACACCGAAGGCGCCGAGCUCAUCGACUCCGUUCUUGACGUCGUCAGGAAGGAGGCCGAGAAUUGCGAUUGCCUCCAAGGAUUUCAAGUUUGUCAUUCAUUGGGGGGAGGCACGGGUUCUGGGAUGGGAACGCUUCUCAUCUCCAAGAUCAGGGAAGAAUACCCUGAUCGGAUGAUGCUGACCUUCUCCGUCUUCCCGUCUCCCAAGGUUUCCGAUACAGUUGUCGAGCCAUACAAUGCGACGCUCUCCGUUCAUCAGCUCGUGGAAAACGCCGACGAGUGUAUGGUUCUGGACAACGAGGCCCUUUAUGAUAUCUGCUUCCGUACCCUCAAGCUUGCUACCCCAACUUUCGGCGAUCUGAACCACUUAAUUUCUGCGACGAUGAGUGGUGUGACAUGCUGCCUUCGAUUCCCGGGACAGCUGAACUCUGACCUCAGGAAGCUCGCUGUGAACCUCAUCCCGUUUCCUCGCCUCCACUUCUUCAUGGUUGGGUUCGCCCCCUUGACCUCCAGAGGGUCGCAGCAGUACCGUGCAUUGACAGUCCCGGAGCUGACCCAGCAGAUGUGGGACGCCAAAAACAUGAUGUGCGCAGCCGAUCCGCGUCACGGCCGGUACCUCACUGCCUCGGCGAUGUUCCGCGGCAAGAUGAGCACCAAAGAAGUCGACGAACAGAUGAUCAAUGUCCAGAACAAGAACUCUUCAUACUUCGUCGAGUGGAUCCCGAACAACGUGAAGUCCAGCGUCUGCGACAUCCCGCCGAAAGGGCUGAAGAUGGCUUCCACGUUCGUCGGCAACUCGACCUCGAUCCAGGAGAUGUUCAGGCGUGUGAGCGAGCAGUUCACGGCUAUGUUCAGGCGCAAGGCUUUCUUGCACUGGUACACUGGCGAGGGGAUGGACGAGAUGGAGUUCACCGAGGCGGAGAGUAACAUGAACGACCUGGUUGCUGAGUACCAGCAGUACCAGGACGCGACGGCGGACGACGAGGAGUACGAGGAUGAGGAAGAGGAUGCGGCGUAAGUAAAGCUUCAGUAUGAUGAUUUCUGGCAAGUUGUUCUCUUUGGCUCUCUGGUUUGAGUUGAGUGAUGAUUGUUGUCCCGUUUUGUUGAUAACUGGGCCUGAUUUGGGUUCGCAUCAUGUGUGUAUGUAUAUUAUAUAUAUUUGUAUGUAAUUGUUUGAUGGAUUAUGCUUGUACUUGAUAUAUAGAGAUAUAUAUGGAUGAAUUGUGUAUCAGAAAGAUGUAUCUAAGCAACUACGCGCUGAUUAGAGGUGAUGCUGCAAUUUACAGAUGAUCCACAAUAUAAUAAGCUUUUCUGAUCCAACUGAAAAGUAGAGCAUAUGUAAAGGUUAAAAU